AUGACAAUUCGUGAAUUCAAAGCAAACGCGUUGUUCGUCCACACGACCAACAAGAACACGAUAUACAACCAUGUCUGUGAAGGAAUCGUGAAUAGCGCUUUGGACGGCAUCGACGGUGUGGUGAUUGCUGUUGGCCAACAAUGUUCGGGUAAAACGUAUAACAUGAUCGGCACAUUUACAGACAACGAAGGCAGCGUCAACAUUCGGAAUAGAGGCAUAGCGCCAAGACUGUUGGAUGAGAUGUUUAAAAGAUCUCACUCGUCUUCGCCGGACAAAAAAAUCUCCAUUAAAAUCAGCUGUGUCGAGACAAGAGACAAUUGCGUAAACGAUUUAUUGGAACCCACUAACCCCAUACCGCAUUCUCUAAAAAAACUAUUGGUAAAACAAAAAAUAACAAACUACCGAGACGGUCUGACGAAAUUAUUCGAAGCCGAAUCGCGAAAACAAAUGGACAAGAGUGUAAAUUAUUUAGGGGCCAAUGUCAAUGAUUUCAUAUUCACAAUUUAUGUCACAGUCUACGACACUGUAAAACAGAAAAAGAAAUCGUCCAAGAUACACGUGAUCGAUACCGGUGGCAUUCAAAGGGCGAGGUCGUCAUUAAAUGCAUACACCAGUUGCACGGCAAACAAAAUGAAACUCAGUUUAAACACUUUGUUUCUGAGAUUGGCCGAAGCGAAACAUUCGGAACGUCUGGAAACCGCGUUGAAGGCCAGCAAGCACUUGUUGAUUUGCCACAUAAGGCCGGAAAGUUCAUACUUGGAGCUGUCCCUGUCCACGUUGAGUCUGGCCACGUCGUUGCGGAUGAUGCCACCCUUGAGUAUCCCGAGUUAUGCGCCAUCGGACGACAUAGAACUCCUACAGACCUAUGUGGACAGGUUGGAAGAAGAAUUUGAGCAUACGGAUUCGACAGAUUUCUUAGUAUCGCCGGCGGACGUGCAAAAGUAUAAAAAAGUAAAAAACGUCAUCAAUUUUUUCAGCGACAGUGAGCCUAUACCCCACGAUUCGCUGCCAGAAUGGCUGCCGCCCAUAGCUUAUUCGAUUGUCAGGGAAGAACUGCGACUAGUAAUGAAAGGCACCGAGACCAAGUUCAACGAGCAGUUCAAAAUAAUUGCGAGGCAACAAAUUAAAGACAACGCGUUUGGCGACGUUGACGUCGAGAAGAACUACGAAAAUUGGUUGAAGGAAACCGAAGUGAUCAUCAAUAAGGUAGACAAGCUGAACGGGACCGUCGACGAAAUCCUUCUUGUGGACAAACUGCCCAUAAUCGAUACGCAAGAAUGGUCGAGAUUUUUGAAACGGAACGGCUCGAUUUUCGAAGACGCCAGAUACAAAAAGCAUAAGCUGGAGAGAGCUCAAUAG
Adelges cooleyi (spruce gall adelgid) is the source of this 1359-nucleotide messenger RNA. Its product is annotated as kinesin-like protein KIF9. NCBI's taxonomy places the organism in Eukaryota, Metazoa, Arthropoda, Insecta, Hemiptera, Adelgidae. Gene Ontology annotation, molecular function: microtubule motor activity; microtubule binding; ATP hydrolysis activity. The transcript has 10 exons. The record is from RefSeq and is a predicted model, not a curated record. Gene Ontology annotation, biological process: microtubule-based movement. Gene Ontology annotation, cellular component: microtubule; kinesin complex. Bases 1 to 1359 code for a protein of 452 amino acids.